Messenger RNA from Brassica oleracea var. oleracea, 3047 nucleotides. RefSeq lists its product as uncharacterized. Lineage: Eukaryota; Viridiplantae; Streptophyta; Magnoliopsida; Brassicales; Brassicaceae. The record is from RefSeq and is a predicted model, not a curated record. Gene Ontology annotation, molecular function: protein binding.
GACGCGACGCCGUAUGCUGACUGCAACUUAAUUUCCGGUUUAACCGUCUUUGAGCAUUUGUUGGACGCAUCUCUUCUUCAUGCGGGAUUAAAUUAGGUUUGAACUGAAUCGUCGUCGAUGGGUCAGAAGAAGAAACCCCCCGCGCCUCGCUCCAAGCAAUCGCUAUCUUCUUCAGCGGCGGAGGCUGAGCCGUCCUCUGAGGUUUCCGCUUGUACCUCCUAUGAUGGCGACGAGCCGUCAAAUUUGGCUGAAAUCAAGGUCGAGUGCGAGAAGGCACUGACGUCAUUCCGGCGAGGUAGCUACAACAAGGCGAUUCGGCUCAUGAAGGAAUCAUGCUCUCGCCACCAACACUCUGCCCUGAUUCACCGUGUCCAAGGUACUGUGUGCGUGAAGGUUUCUUCUGUAUACGAAGACGCAGUUACUAAACAGAAGUACAUCCGUAGCGCUAUUGAAUCCGCUAGAAAAGCUGUGGAGCUAUCUCCCAACUCUAUUGAGUUUGCCCAUUUUUAUGCUAACCUGCUUUACGAGGCUGCUAGCGAUGGUAGAGAGUACGAGGAGGUUCUGCAGGAGUGUCACAGAGCCCUCUCCAUUGAGAAUCCAAUCGAUCCUGCUAAAGAUAGUCUCCAGGACGAGAGUCAGCACAAGAUAUUGACACCUGAGGCUCGUAUUGCGAAUGUUCAGGAUGAGCUCAGGUCACUGAUACAGAAGUCUAAUCUUGGUUCGUUGUCCACUUGGAUGAAACAUCUGAGAAAUGGAGAAGGGGAGUUUCGGUUGUUUGACAUGAGGAAGAUGGCUGAGGAUCCUAUUGAGAGUAACUUGGUUCAGACCAGGAGGCCGAACGAGAUUAAGAAAGCUACCAAGACUCUUGAAGAGAGGAGGAAGGAGAUUGAAGUGAGGGUGGCUGCAGGUAGGUUGUUGCAGCAGAAAUCAGAAUCUUCCUCGGUAGAUAGUGUUAACAGUAAGGGAUCAGAUCCAGCAUUAGGCUCCGGUCAGAGAAGCGUGGAGAGGAGAAAGCAUGGAAAUGCAAGGAAGAACGACUCUACAGUAGAGAGAAGAGAUCGGGUUAGAUCAUAUUGGGAGUCUACAGGCAAAGAAAUGAAAAAAGAAUUGCUUAGGAUUAAGGUUAGUGAUCUUAAGAGUCACUUUAGCGCAUCCAAGGAUGGCGAUGCAAAUGAUAUAAUAACUGAAGCUUUGUCCUUUUGUGAAGCUAAUAAGACUUGGCGGUUUUGGGUUUGCUGCAAGUGUAGUGAAAAGUUCAAGGAUUCUGAGUCUUAUAUGCAGCAUAUUGUAGGGGAGCAUAUAGGUAACGUUUUGCCUAAGAUGCAAAUGGUUUUGCCUCAGAGUCUCGAUAGUGAGAGGAUUGAGAUGCUUCUUACUUCCCCAUGGAAACCAUUGGAUUUUCCUGCUGCGGUGAAAUUGCGUUGCAGCCAGCAGAAAAUCCAAAAUACUGAGUUCAAUGAGUUUUACGCUGAAGAUUACAUGGACGAUGGUGACGAUUGCUUCCAGGAUGCAUGGAAUGAUACUUCACCAGAGAAAGAAAAAAUUGGAGAUGCUUGCAACGGUUAUGAGAAGAAUGAGUCGGAAAAGGGUAGGCUGCCAAAUCCGUUUUAUCUUCCUGAUGAAUGGCCGAUAUCUGAUGAUCCUGAACGUACAAAGCUCCUUAAAAGCAUCCGUGCAGCAUUUGAGCUACUUAUCAAACACAGUUAUUUAGCUACCAGCCAUUAUGAUAAGGUGAUACAGUUUACUCUGGAUGAACUACGGAAUCUACCCUCGGUUUCGCAAUUCUUAAAUCGUGGUUUGUGUCAGUCACCCAUAUGCAUACGCUUCUUGGGAGCUUCCCAGCUCAAGAAAAUUCUUCAAUUCCUGCAAGACUUGUCACAUGCAUGUGGGGUGAGUCGAUAUUCGGAACAAAGUAACCCCAACGAUGAAGUUAAUAAUUUUGUUGACCUGGGUCUUCAAAUUACAGAAGAGAUUUGUCUUGAUGGUGAAGGGUCAUGCCUUCUUCUGGAUGAAAAAUUGCUUGGCUCAGAGUGCAUCCAAGACAAACAUAUGGGCUCAGCAUUGAAUAAUGGAGAUAUUGCCAGUUCUGAAGAUAUUGCUAAUGGCAAUAAUGUGUCUUCUGGUGCGGAUGGUUUUCUAUCAUGGAUCUUCUCAGGACCCUCUAGUGGGGAACAAACUGCGAUUUGGAUGCGCACAGUGGAAGAGAAAACAAAUCAAGGACAAAAGACCAUGGAGAUUCUUGAGAAGGAGGUCUAUGACUUGCAGAACCUCUUCGAGAGAAAAUGCGAGCACUUAAGCUACGAGGGAGCACUUCAAACUGUCGAGGACCUUUGUCUUGAAAAAGGCCGGAAAAGAGAGACUUCACCGGACUUUACCCAUGAAAGCUAUGAAUCUGUGCUGAGAAAACGAAGGGAAGAGCUAAACGAGAGUGCCCAUGAAAUGGAGUUUAUUAGUAGUAGCUUUGAAUUAGAAGCUAUAAAAAAUGUUUUGAGAGACGCGGACACUCUUAACUGCAAUCAGUUUGGAUAUGAAGAAUCAUAUACAUGCACGAGUUCUCAGCUACGUGACCUAGAAUCUGGUGAAGCUGAUGAAUGGGGGAUGAAAUAUUCUUUUAGUGAAGCUGACAGUUUCAUAGAGACUGCGAUCCAGAAACAGAAGGAGCAGUUGUCUACAGAGCUUAACAGAAUCGAUGCAAGAAUGAUGCGCGGUGCUACUGUGGUGCAGCAAUUAGAGCUAAAGCUUGGACCUGCUUCAUCCAAUGAUUAUCAGAUAGUAAUGUUACCGUUGGUCAGGUCUUACAUGCGUGCACAUUUGGAGGCAUUGGCAGAGAAAGAUGCCACUGAGAAGUCUGAUGCUGCAAGCAAAGCGUUUCUCGUUGAGCUCGCCCUUGAUUCUAAGAAGGAGGCCCGAGGGAGAAAUGAUCAUUCGAAACACACCCAAGAAAAGCCCAAGGAUAAGAAAAAGAAUAAGCACUCUAAAAAACUGAAGGAUUCGAAGGCUUCUGUUGGAAACGACCAUCGCUUCAAUGUUGAUUCAGUUGAACACAG